This is a messenger RNA of Enterobius vermicularis (human pinworm), 198 nucleotides long. The record is from the annotation of a GenBank genome assembly. Lineage: Eukaryota; Metazoa; Nematoda; Chromadorea; Rhabditida; Oxyuridae.
AUGCAAAAAUGGAUAAAUAAACGAAAGAGUAACGAUGACCAAAGAUGCAACAUUCUUAUUCCACCAGCAGCAACACCAAUGCCAUUGCCACAGAACAGCUGUCGGCAAAAGAGGAAGGAAACAAACGUUCCUAGCAGAAGACUAUUGAGCAGAGUCAUCCAGCAGUUGGCCACGAUUCGGAAGUUUCUCUAUGCAUAA